AUGCUGGAAAAACACUUAUCUGCUUGUGACGUAUCAAAUGUUUAUCUGCUUGCAGUGGUGGAAAGAAAUGAAGAAUAUCUAUCAUCCCCUCAGAUGAGGAUGGCCGGUAGACCACAGCUACAGAACCGCUCACUGGUGCAACAGACCAUGCCGCAGGUCCCAAUGCAACUUCUGCGCUUGCUUAGACCGUACAUGCAGCCAAAUCAGCAACCAACUGACUUCAAAAGGCUCCACAAUGUCCCACAAACAAAAGUCACCAGAGGACCUAUUAAACCACCAAAUUGUGCUGCGCAAACCUCACCUCCUUUGAAAUCCCCAUCUAGCCCACCUCUACCCCUCCCCAUAAAACCAAACACAGAACCAUUAUCAUGUCCCUCACCGACCCCAAUUACUCCAAACUCCAUUGAUUCGCCCCUAGCCAAAAAUGACUUCCAGUCUCCGCCAUCUCCAGCCAUCACUCGCAUCUCCUCAACAAGCUCCAGGAAGCGUCCUUCACUGACACGCUCAAAAUCGGACGUCAGCGACUGCUUUUCACGAGCAGGAGCAGAGCUUGAGCGCUUCUUUAAUUAUUGUGGCCUUGACCCAUCGGAUUUAGAGGAGUUAGCAAGACCGGGUUCUGACAUUGUGUCCGUUUCACGUCUACGUAGCGCCAGUGCCCCAGCAUCCGAACGUUCGGCUGAGGGUGAAGAUGAGGAAGAAGCAGCAGCAAAAGAUGAACGUCCUGUUUAUGGUGUUUCCGUCAUUGAGAGAAAUGCUCGAGUGAUCAAGUGGCUUUAUGGGAUGCGCCAGGCCAAAGAGAGUCCCAAAGUAGCCGAUAUGUAACAGACAACAAGGGACUAACAAACAACCACUAUCCAGACUGAAAUGUAAUACAAUAUGUUGUACAAAAUGCUUACUUUUCCCCUUUAUUUUGUCGCUUAUCUGUAUACAUUAGAGUUGUCUAGUUGAAUCUGCUGUGCAUGUGUCAUAUAUGAUAGCUUACGCAUAGUUGUCAAUUCCCUUACCGUAAACAUCCAUGUUCUCAAAACAAUAACUACACAUGCAUGGUUGCAUUGUUAUGGUGACCACCAUUGCAUUGUUGUAUUUUUCAGCAAUGACAUGCUGUACUUGACAGGCCAAAUCAAACAAUGGCAGGAGUUUUGGUGGAGAUAUGCAAAAUUGAUGAAUGCAAAGUUAUUUGUGUCAUCCAAAAAAUAAUUUGUUUUACUGUGGACCUUAUUGCAGCUAAGCUUUAUUGCUUGUUUUAAUAUCUUGUAUCUUGUGUCAUGUGAUGACAAAUAAUAUGUGAAUAUUUCUAUUGUUUGUCAAAAUCUUAAAACUAAUUGGUUGACUCAGUUGCCUCAGAUCUUUAUUAUGAGUAUUAUGAGACAGAAGGGGGUACAACUUUGAUGUUUUGGUAACAUUUGGUACACUGAAUGCAAUGGUACACAACAUAUUUUGUGUAUGAUUUGAGCAGAAGUGAGCAGAUUUGAUCUGUUAAGAUGUUUGUCAACAAAUGGCAGUCCAAAAACCAGUGUUGUGUUGUACUGACAAAUAGACCGUUUUAGAAAACUGAUCUUAAAGAAUGGGAAUAAAAAUGAAUUUACCC
Molecule: messenger RNA, 1588 nt
Organism: Sinocyclocheilus rhinocerous
Lineage: Eukaryota; Metazoa; Chordata; Actinopteri; Cypriniformes; Cyprinidae
Product: protein FAM110B-like
Exons: 2
Coding region: 1-822 (273 amino acids)
Source: RefSeq, a predicted model, not a curated record